Molecule: messenger RNA, 6971 nt
Organism: Spinacia oleracea (spinach)
Lineage: Eukaryota; Viridiplantae; Streptophyta; Magnoliopsida; Caryophyllales; Amaranthaceae
Product: phosphoribosylamine--glycine ligase
Exons: 4
Coding region: 5005-6732 (575 amino acids)
Biological process (GO): purine nucleobase biosynthetic process
Molecular function (GO): phosphoribosylamine-glycine ligase activity; ATP binding; metal ion binding
Source: RefSeq, a predicted model, not a curated record
AACUCUUCUUACUCAAGUGCAAUUUUUGGAUGAAUUCCACUUUUAUGCAACCAAUUACUUUAUAAUACUUACCUGUUGAAUUGGUAAUUUCAGCAAUUGCUUGAUUUUUUAGAUAAUUUUGUCUUUUGAUGAAUUCUGCUGUGUUUUGUGGUAGGUAGUUGGGAAUCAAUGGAAUAUUAUGAAUUUUCUUGAUGUUCGAUGAUUUGUUGGCAAUUUGGGUACAACUUUGUUUAUCUAUUUGAUUGAAUUACUUCCUGUGGAUGAUUUUUGGGGGCAUAAGCUGAUGCACAAAAAAUUACUGUAAAAUGAAGGUCAAUCUCAGAUUAUACAAGAUGGACUUGAAAUUUGUUAAGGGUAAUCAGAAGUUAAGAUCUGCUUAUAGUUAUUGGUAAUCCUCCUGUAAGCUUCAAUGAGUUUUAGAAAUCACUAAAUUUAGCAUUGGAAAAUAAGUGUACCUACGAGUUUAGGUAAUCAGCAAGUAGUAGCUGAUAAUGUAUGGCAAGUCAUCAGGAUACUCAGAAUUGAUAGACUCCAAGGUUAUACAUUUGCUGACUCACUAUACAUGUCGAUCACCGUGACAAGGAAACACUACCUAUAUACUUCAUCAUGUUUUAAUUAAUUAUUCUACUAUUAAUUAGUAAGUCAUUAUCCGGUAAUUAGCGUCAUAAAUGAUCUAGCUAUAUACAAAACUGAUGAGAGAUGUAGCUAGGUUUAUAUUGAGUUCAAAAUUGACUUAUGCAUCAAAAUCUAUAAGUAGGGAUAAUAAUUUGAGAACCAACUACUUCAAAAUGGGGCUACAAAAUCAUAAUUAAUAAUAAUAAAUAAUUGGCAAAUUGUCAUUAUCCUGAGACUAACUACAGAUAAUAGUGAUUAAUCAUACAUGAAUGAAUCCUUAUAAUUGAAAGGAUGGUCCCAGCAUAAAAGGGAGGGACAAUUGAUAAAAUGAAGUGUUAAUGUUGUGACUUGGGUUGGACUAAGUCUAGACUCUAGAGGGGUGUCCUAUGAAAAUUAAACCUGGGUGUCCUACGAAUAGAUUUUAAGAGGAGGCAGUUGCCUUGCUUGCCUAGUUGCCUUACUAUGGCGGACCAAAUCUUUCUUACGUCAUUCGUGCCAUACUUGUAUCUUUCUUGAGGUUUAUUUUAUUUAUGAGCUCCCCCCUUUGACUUUGAAGAACAUGGUCACAAGAAAUUGUAAUUAAUUGUUUUGCUGUCCGGAUUUUUUAAGUUCCCCUCUUGAAAAGACUAAUAGGCAAUCAACUUUUGUUAAUCUCUGAUGAAUUUAAUAAUCAUAAACAAUAGUCUGAAGCAACUACAUUCCCGAUGAUCGAUAGAAAAUACCAAAACUUGUAAUAUUGGUGGUUUUAAGAAUUGAGAUGGUUCACCCGUGAGGUCAUCGUAUAAGGUUCCAAUUUAUUUUUUGAAAUGGAAUGAUUUUUUGUUUGUAUGGAUUGAUUAUCAAUUUUCUUUUCUUUAUUUAACACGAGGAGUGCUAAAAUAUUCAUCUUAUUUAUUAACGAAUACUAGGUUUAUGUAGUAAAAAGAGUUAGAAAACCAACUAAUAUGAAAGUAAUUUUGCAGUAGGACGAAGAUAACAAUGAUAGAUCACGAAUGGAUGUAUAAUAGGGUUAAUGGAAAUUUUUUAAGUUCAACUUAUGCACAAAAACUCGACAGAGUUUAUUGAAUUUUCUUGUAAGCAAGACAAUGUUAUGAUUGAUGGGCUAUUGAAAUGCCCUUGUACAAAAUGUUAUGUAUUUGGAUCCUGAUGUUGUGAAGUUCCAUCCUUACCAAAAAUGGGUUCCGGUCUAACUACCACAAAUGGACUUUCCAUGGGGAAGAUGAUUUUGACAAUGUGAUUCCAACUAGUGGGUUCACCUCCGUCGGAUAGACAAAAAGUUAUGUGGCAAUACCUAGUUACUAUUUUUUUUACGGAAGUUACAAUUAAAAUAUAUUAGCUGAUCUUGUUUAUUACUCCUUUCAUCCCUUUUUAUUCUUUACUUAUUUCGUUUUGGGUGUUCCAUUUUAAUAUUUACGUUUGGAAUAUUUUCUUUUAAUUGUAGCAUAAAUAUCCUUAAUAUUAUGUUAAAAAUCGUGUAAGUGAUUAUUUUAAACAAUCAAAUUCAUUGGGCACAAAAUUUUCACACUUUCCCAUUGAGGAAUUGAAUAUCUCACAUUUUCCCAACGUCAUGUUUUAGAUAAAAGUGAAAACAUUAUCAAUAAAUGUAAUUUGCAUUCAUUCAUUAUCAUUACCCUUGCCUCAAAGAGACCCCCACAAAAAGCGCAGUAAGGGGGGGUCGGACGUACGCAACCUUACCCCUGCAAUUGCACAGAGGUUGUUUCCAAUUGACCCAGAAGCGAUAACGGGACGACAACAGAACGACCAUCUUCUACUUCAUGGAAAGGAAGCGAAGGGGUUUUAAGAGCCAUUUUGAUUUAGUCCAUUACAUCCCACAGCCAAAAGAACAAAUGAAUCUUUGGCUCCAUCGGAAAUGGACAAAAACAAAAAACAAUGUAAUUUGUAUUGUUGAAAUAAAUAAAAAUAAAUAAAGUAUUAGUUGUAAUUUUACGUUUUGUAUCAUUCACGCGAGUUAACAACUAAUUAAUGUUAACAAUUAAGCUUUUAAACAAAUAUUUACAGAAUCCACAUAUUUACAAACCCCCAUUACUUGUUGCUGUGAGUCUGUGACCACCGUUUCUGGUGGGAGGUUGUGCGGAAGGAAUAGGCUUCCUGUUCGCCUCCAAGAUCUAAUGGUUAGUCACUUGUGUUUGAAGUACAAAGUUGAUUCAGAAGCCUCAUCGGGAAAAAAUCCGAAGCCCCAAUUAAGUAAUUUAAACUAGGUCAGCCCCAAAUGGAAGGAAGUUUUCCCAACAAUUGAUGAUCCAACCACGAGCUGGUUGCAAGAUGAGAAUAUUAGAUGAGAAUAUUAGUUGCAUAAAUGUCGUCAAUUGCUAGAAUAUAUAGCCAAUUCCAGUCUCCUAGAAGCUAGAAGACAUUGAAUCUCUACCUAAGGCCAAUUUUUGGGAGUUGUGGCUUUUGUUUAUGUGAAAGCUCAGGGAGAAAGGUAGUGGAUCCAAAAAUCAAGGGAGGCAGGCGGAAGGUAAGGAGGAGUGGUGCGGCAGUGAGAUCUUUGUCUUUAAUAUAAAAUUAAGCGAAACUUAUACCAAACCGCUAAUUCAGGUCUCGUUCGGGGACGUUGUGGUUUAUGGUUUUUCCGUUUUUUCAAUAAAAAUAAAACAAAAACGUGUUCGCCUAAUCAGUUGCAUAAAACAAGUAUCUCCGCUUUUCGCGAAAAUAAAACAGAAUAAAGAGAAACCAAAAAAAGUGGUUUUAUUAUUUCAGUUUUGGGUUUUCUGUAUUCCGCGCCGCUACUUCAUCUUCCUUGCUCUAAAUCCUUCUCCUUCCAGAGUUCCAGGUAUGGCUUCUUCUUCUUCUGCUAUCUCUUUUGUGUCAUUGUUCUUGCUUCAAUUUCGCCCCCUCCCUUCGUCUUCUUUUUCUAUCUCUUUUGUAUUAUUGUUUUUGUUUCAAUUUCGCCCCCUACCCCUCUAUUUCUUUCUCUGCCUUCUGCAAUUAGUGAAUCAAAUUAUUAAAGAAUAAAUAUUUAAAUUUCUUUGAGUAUAGAAAUUUUCUAUUUAUUACUCAUAUUAUUGAUUUUGGUGAAUUAGUGUUUUUAUGAGUUUUGAUUUUUUAUGUUUUUUUUUUAGAUUAUGAUUUUCUAUCUGAUUGUGGGAUUACUGAUUGUAUUGUAAAGUAGAUACGGAGUAUUCUCUUAGUACACGAUUUGAUAAUCUUUGAGUUUCUUUACUGAUGUUUGAACAAUUUCAAUUUUUGUUUCUUGUAAUUUGGACUGUAUCUCAAGAUGGCCUCUUAAUGCCUUUGUGAUUGGAACAUCUAUGUUGAAUUCAGGAGAAUGACUUAGUACAAUACAUAUUAUCGAAUUCUCCAAGUUCCAAUGUUGUCCUUCACUCUUCUAGCUUAUUAUCGCAACUUAAUACAAUAUGGAGUAUUAAAACCUAGGCUAUGAUAGUAUAAUAUAUACUCUGCAAUAGCAUUAGCAACCAACAAAAAAGAACAUUUGUAUGAUAAAAAUGGCCACAUACGUACAUAGCCUAAAUCAUAAUUGUUUUGGAGAUUAUGAUCUUUCAUAGUUCAUGUUGGUAACAUACUGCUUGUAUGCUUCUGAUUUCAAAUUAUGGAUUUAGAUCGGAUCGAGAUUAUUUCAUUUGAGUUGUAUUAAAAAUACAAUCCUCUAUACUUGAUGAGCUUGAAUAUAUAACUUAAUAUAGAUUAAAUGAUAAACACACACUAACCAUAUAACAUUCUUUUUUUCUAUUUUUAGUUUAUAACACUUCACAGUAUAUUAUAACAUUAUGUUUUUCUUUUUAGUUCCUAAUAUUCUUCAUGUAUUGUAUAGUACGUGCACUCGUGAGUUUAAUUUACUUGAUAUAUUUAUCUCCAUUACUAACGAUGUUGUAUAUAAUGUGUCAAGGAAUUGGUUCUAGUAAUGAUUAUGACUUAAUUUCUAAUUAGUUUUUAGUCCAAAUUAAAUGACAUUGAUCAUUUGUUUACCAUUGUUUGGUAGAUGUCGAAUUUGAACAAUGACAUUAAGAUUGAAGAUGAUCUUGUUGAGGUUGACUUUAUCGGAGCGUUUGGGGUAUGGAACGAAACCAUUGAAUCUUACUUGAUAGGCUUAAUAGAAGAUGAAGUGAAAAAGGGAAAUAGACCAACUACUACUCUUACCAAACCCGCUUGGAAGCUUAUCAAGGAGAAAUACCGCUAAUUGAAUUGACGAUUUUGUACUGACUUGUAAAAAAAAAUACCGGAUUUAAUGCUGACGUGGACGGUAGAUUGGGAAUUAUAUUGAAAUGGGACAUAUUUUGGGAAUUUUGUUAUUUUUAAGCAUUAUCUACGGAUAUCUCUCUUUCUUUACGGCGUAAUAUAUGAUAACAAGUUAAAAAACAGUUUGUCUUCCAUAUUUUUUUUAUAAUUUGUGUGCAAAAUAUAAGGUUUAUGGGUUCUAUACUUCUAUUUGAUUAUAAUUUGUUAAUUGUCACAUGUGAAGUAUUGUUGAUGAAAAUGGGGUCAUUGGCAGCUCAAAUUUACGGUCCUACCACCUAUAAUGGAAGUUCAUACUCAUGGAAUCAAGUUUCUGGAGCCAAGUUCAUGUUUUUCACCCAAAAGCGGAAGCCUAGUACAUUUAAGGCUUCCUCUGGAUUAUCAAAAUCAUCAGUAUUUUCAAUGGGAAAGAAAAAUAAUUGCAGUGUGAAUAUUUCGAAAAUUGAUUAUGGUAGAAUCGGGCAGUUUGGUUUAGUAGAUGAGAAUGUAUGCGGGAUAAAUUAUUCGAUAAUGCGUUCGAAGAAAGAAGGUGGGCAGCACCCAUUUGUGGUUACUUGCUUAGCCAAUGGAGAGAUUAAUGCAGAGGAGAAGGUGAAUGUGCUGGUAAUUGGUGGGGGUGGAAGAGAGCAUGCACUUUGCUAUGCUUUACAACGGUCACCAUCAUGUAAAACAGUUUUUUGUUCACCUGGGAAUGUUGGAAUUUCAAGUUCAGGGGAUGCAAUUUGCAUACCAGACAUCUCCUCUGACAGUUCCGCUGUCAUCUCUUUAUGCCAGAAAGAGGCAAUUGGAUUAGUUGUGGUAGGACCAGAAGCACCCCUUGUUGCUGGUCUUGCAAAUGACCUUGUCAAAGCUGGUAUCCCAACUUUUGGUCCUUCAUCUGAGGCUGCUGCUCUAGAGGGUUCUAAGGAUUUCAUGAAGAGUUUGUGCUAUAAGUAUGGUAUUCCCACUGCCAAGUAUCAAACAUUUGCCGAUCCAAUUGCUGCCAAACAAUAUAUCAAAGACCAAGGAGCACCUAUUGUCAUAAAGGCUGAUGGUUUAGCUGCUGGAAAAGGAGUGGUUGUAGCUAUGUCACUGGAUGAGGCUUACGGAGCUGUCGAUUCAAUGCUUGUAAAUGGCAUUUUUGGUUCUGCAGGUAGUCGUGUCAUUGUUGAGGAAUUUCUGGAAGGAGAAGAAGCAUCCUUCUUUGCACUGGUGGAUGGUGAAAAUGCUAUUCCUUUAGAAUCUGCUCAAGACCAUAAACGUGUUGGAGAUGGCGAUAUAGGGCCAAACACAGGUGGAAUGGGUGCAUAUUCGCCUGCACCUGUGUUGACAAAAGAACUUCAAUCUUUGGUGAUGAGUUCUAUAGUUAUUCCCACUGUCAAAGGGAUGGCAGAAGAAGGUUGCAAGUUUGUGGGGGUCUUGUAUGCUGGGCUUAUGAUUGAAAAAAAAUCUGGACUUCCCAAGCUUAUUGAGUACAAUGUCCGGUUUGGAGACCCAGAAUGCCAGGUUUUGAUGAUGCGUUUGGAGUCGGAUUUGGCACAAGUUCUUCUUGCUGCUUGUAGAGGUGAGCUAACUGGAGUAUCAUUAAAAUGGUCUCCUGGUUCUGCUAUGGUAGUAGUCAUGGCCAGCAAGGGAUAUCCUGGAAACUAUAAAAAGGGAACUGUCAUAUGUAAUAUAGAAGAAGCAGAAGAAGUUGUUCCUGCUGUCAAAGUAUUUCAUGCAGGAACCGCUUUAGAUUCUGAAGGCAACUUGGUUUCUGUUGGGGGUAGGGUUCUAGGAAUUACGGCCAAAGGGGAUGACCUUCAAGAGGCACGGGAUAGAGCCUAUCAAGCUACUGAGAAAAUCAACUGGCCUGAAGGGUUUUAUCGACAAGAUAUUGGCUGGAGAGCCCUCCCUCAAAAGCAAUGUUCAUCGACAUGUUAAUUUAUUUUCUUUCUUUAGAAAUUUUGGAUAUAUAUCAUGAAACAUUAAUCUCCAAUGAGGUAGGAAACAAAGAGAAAUAAGACUAGUUGUUUAGAACUUUAGAUAGCCUAAUAUUGUUUUCUGUUUAUUUUCAUGCCUCAAAUCAGAUUUUUCCUUGCGUUGCUUCCAAUUUUCAUGUCUCCAAUAUUGUAUCUUUAGAUAUUGAAUUUACCGCUUAAUCUAACAAUUUGGCUGGCUCA